Molecule: messenger RNA, 5098 nt
Organism: Acromyrmex echinatior (Panamanian leafcutter ant)
Lineage: Eukaryota; Metazoa; Arthropoda; Insecta; Hymenoptera; Formicidae
Gene: SMC6
Product: Structural maintenance of chromosomes 6
Biological process (GO): double-strand break repair via homologous recombination
Cellular component (GO): Smc5-Smc6 complex; nucleus; site of double-strand break
Molecular function (GO): single-stranded DNA binding; damaged DNA binding
Source: RefSeq, a predicted model, not a curated record
UAGUUUCCACCGAAGGUUUAAACUGGAUCAGAAUAUAAGAACCAACCAAUUACAAUCGAGUAUUCCCGUCGUUUGAUUAUACAGGGAAAUACUUGACUGUAAUUGGUUGAUUCACUGUUUUGAUUCGAGAUUCAUAUGCGGAAUCGACCAAUCAGCGCGCGGAGCACUGCGAGAUGCGUUUAGGAAUAUCGAAUACAGUUCAAGGACAUCAUUUAAAUAAAGGAGAGGGAGAGAGAGAGAGAGAGAGAGAGAGAGAGAGAGAGAGAGAGAGAGAGAACAAUCUGCAACGGUCUGGCGGGAACGAACAGGAAUGAACAGGAAUUUGUUAAAACGAAUAGGAAUAGUGCUCGCAUAGAUUUCGAUUUUCGAUUAUUUCUGUGUCCAGUGCAAGAGAUUACUGACAGAUACUGAAGUAUAUGGAACAGGUGAAUCUCUUGACAAACUCCAAGUUCACUAUUAGGAGAUCGAUCGGAUAGACGGCGGAAUCUUGCAAAACAGUCCGUAUUUCAAGAGAGGCGUCACGGAGAUAGGAUUUGAUACGGGAUUGCGAUCGCUCUUUGUUUAAAUGCGCUAUCGAUUUACAUUACGAGAAGUAUGGAAAACGAUGCGAAGAGGACUCGAAGGAGGAAAACGACAGAGAAGUCUUACGAGCACCAGGCCAAACGUUCCAAACAAAUCGAGGAUGAUGCGGUGCAGAAUGAAGAGUAUACAGCUGGAAAGGUGAAAAAGAUUCGUCUUCAUAACUUCAUGUGUCACGAUGCACUGGAAAUAACAUUAAACGAGAAUGUUAACUUUAUUGUGGGACAAAAUGGCAGUGGCAAGAGUGCCAUAUUGACUGCAUUGACUGUAGGACUUGGUGCUAGGGCAAAUGUUACGAGCAGGGGAACUUCUGUUAAAGAGUUUGUAAAAAAAGGCAGAAACUCGGCUAUUAUUGAGAUAACAUUAGUAAAUAAAGGAGACACUGCUUACAAGCCUGAAGUUUAUGGCAACAUAAUUACAGUUUUACGUAACAUUGGAACUACCUCAUCAUAUAAGAUUAAAAAUUGGAGAGGAGAAAUUAUUUCUACGAAACGAGAUGAAUUGGACAAUAUUAUAUCAAUGAUGAAUAUACAAAUCGAUAAUCCAAUAUCUGUAUUGAAUCAGGACGUUUCAAGAACAUUUUUAGUUACCUCUAAGCCUGAGGAAAAGUAUAGUCUAUUCAUGAAAGCUACUCUCUUAGAUUCUAUUGAAAUUAAUUAUAAAGAGGCUCUUAACAUAUGUGAAGAAGAAUACGAUAAGUUACAGCAAUAUAAUGCGACCUUGUCACAAGAAAAGAAACAAAUUGAAAAAUUGAAGGAAAGUAUACAUAGAUUAGAGGAAAUGGACGAAUCACGAGCAGAAUUAUCUAAUCUCGAAAUGGAACUUCAUUGGGCUACAGCGAUUGUGGAGGAAACAAAACUUAAUAAAAUACAGAAUACUGUAAAGAUGCACGAAGAUAAGUUGAAAGAGCUCCAAAAUAUAGAAUUGUCUACAGAGAAAAAAGAUGAAGGAAUUGAUAAAAAUAUUGAAGAAAUAAAGCAAAAAAUUCAGCAAGCAGAACAGGAAGCGAUAGAUAGCAACGAAGCUUAUAAUAGUUCAAAACAGAAACAUAAGAUUGCAAAUGAGGCGUAUUUAAGUAAACAGCGCGAAUGGCGUUCUGUAUCAAGCAAAAUAAAACGAUUAGAAGAUGAUGCUAAUUUGGUGAAGAAAGAAAUUCAAAAGCUUGAAAGCUGCAAUGAUGAAGAAUAUAACAAGAAAAAAGAAAUGAAAGAGCGCCUAUCAAAAUUGGAGGAGAAAUUGGAUGAACUUGAUGCUUCAUUACGCACUAAACAAACUGAAUUAAUGCAUUUAGAGGCCGAUAGAAUGCGACUUCAGCAAGAUGUGACGUCCGCCAAAAAUGAAAUUGACAAUUUUGAUAGACAUAUACAAAAGAUCAAAAAGGAUUUAAGCGCUGUUGAGCAACAAUCCGAUAAUGCAUUGAGUGUAUUUGGGCCAAAUGUACCGCGUUUGUUGAAGAGAAUCGAAGAGGAAUAUAAGAAAAACCGAUUCAAGAAAAAACCACGUGGCCCUAUUGGUGCUUUUAUAAAAUUGAAGGAUGCCGCUUGGGCACCGGCUGUAGAAAGUUUUCUAGGUUUUGGCACCCUUAACUCGUUCUGUGUGGAUAAUAGUCAGGAUGCCAAGUUGUUGAACAGUAUUAUGAAGGAAAUUUUUUACAAUGAGAAUACUCUUCAAGUAAUAUGUAGUAAAUUCUUUAAUCAGGUGCACGAUGUUAGACAUCACUGUACAUAUUCGCCACAGUAUUCCAACCUCUUGGAAGCAAUGGUUAUAGAAGAUCCUGUCGUAGCUAAUUCUUUAAUUGAUCAACGUGAAAUUGAAUGUAUACUUCUUAUACCAACAAAUGAAGAGGCUUGCGCGAUAAUGUCGGAUGGUACAAAAGUACCAAAAAAUUGCAAAAGAGCGUUUACUCUUCAUGGUGACACAUUCUUUCCCGAUCCAAAUUAUAGAACUUACGGCGGAAAUUGUACACGUGCUAAAUAUCUUCAAGUUUCUACCAUGGAAGCAAUGCAAACGCUAAAAGAAGAACUUCAGAUAGCGGAAAACAAAAAGCAAGACGUUACCAUAGCAUAUAACACUGUACGUGAAAAACUAAAUCGUACUAAUUCCGAAUUGACUAACGUAAGCAUAACAGUCCGCAAACUAAGAUCCGCGCAAAGUGAAUGUACUAAUUUGAUUAAUGAAUUGAAAGAUAAAAUUGAGUCGACUGAAGGCACUUCUGUUGAUGUUUUCCGACACGAAGCUGCGGAAAUAGAAAAGAAGGUAGCGCAUGAAAGUGCCGCGGAAAAACUUUUAGCAGAGAAUGUGCAAGAACUUCAAAAGAACGUUGAAUCUCUCGACAUGGAAGUUAAGCGUUGCAGGGACUUGAGGCAUAAUUUACAUAUAGUUGUUGAUCCUCUUAAAAAGGAAAGGCAUCGGCACGAGUGUCAACGUGCUGCUCGAAAAUUACAGGGUAUUCGUCAAGCUAUACAAUGCGCAACGGGGGAAUUCGAAAUACAAGAGAGAGUUACAAAGAAAGCGAUUUCUGUCGCUAUUACAAAAUGUCCUAGGAUAGACACUACUAGAUCGAUAAACCAAAUCAAAACUUUACUGAGUGAUUUACAAGAUAAAAUUCGCGAAAUAGAAAAUCAGUUUGGUUGUGCGGAUGAAUUACGGCUAGAACUAGCGGAAAAACAAGAAAAGUAUGGAGUGCACAUUGAAUUUUCCUCUCAAUUGAAAAAAAGUUUCGAAAAACAUAUCGAACGAGUGAAACAUCGACAGAAAAUGUUUCUCCAAUUGAGGGAUACGUAUAGUGUUUAUGUGCAAAAGUCUUUCACUGAUGUGCUUUCUUUAAGACAAUAUAAGGGCACUGUAGUGAUCGAUCACCAAAAAAAAGUACUCGAUUUGCAUGUGAGUGCACGGAAUGAUCAAAAGUCUGGCAACGACACCAGAUCACUCUCGGGAGGCGAACGAUCUUAUUCGACUGUCGCGUUCAUCUUAGCUCUAUGGGAUUGCAUUCAGUUACCUUUUUACUUUCUCGAUGAAUUUGAUGUAUUCAUGGACAAAGUAAACCGGCGGGUAAUAAUGGAUAUCCUUUUGGAGCAUACUAGAUUACACCCACAAAGUCAAUUUGCUUUUCUUACACCUCUAGAUACGUCGCACAUUCUUGCCGAGGAUUAUGUAACGAUUCAUCAAUUACAACCACCAGAAAGAAGGGGCCUGAGUCAAUAAAUGUUCGAUUUUUGUUUAUUAUUUAUAUGUUUACAUGAUAUAAAAAAAGAUUUUUAAUUCUAACACAGGUGUAUGAAACUUGUUUUUUUAACAAUAAGUGAAAAUAAUUUAUUUGUUUUGUGUUGAAAGAGAAAUUCUGAAACUUUGUUUAAAAGCGUAAAAGCAAAGGUCAUUAAAUUUAUUUUAUAUACCUUUCAUAAAAGAUAGGAAUUAUUCAGAAUAUAUGUUUGUAUACGCACAAUAUAAAUAUUCUUUGCGUAACUCAAAUUAUUCAUAGCUUAUUAGAGCUGUUACAACAUUUGCUUAGAAAUAAGAAUUUGGCAACUGAAACGGUAAAGUGCCUUUAAUUGUACCGCGGAUUUUCUCUUUUGAUAAUAAAUUUUUAUAAAAACAUUUUGAUUCGUUUAAAUUUCAAGUUUGCUUCCCUUUCCAGGCUCCCAUAUCUCUAGUCUUCUAGAUGCGACGUUAACUAUUUCAUAUCCACAUAAACUAAUCGCAGGAUCCGCGAGAGACUUCUCUCCAGAUUUGAUUCUCGUUGCCAAAACAGGCUGGAUAUCCAGAAUGGCCAGAGGUGGGCGAGAGAACCGAGGUACGCACGAAACAUUGCGCGUUGCGGGCCAUGCCAGACCGGUAAGUAGAUCAAGGUUCGCACGGCAUUGCGCGAAUCUGGUCCGGCCACGGUUCCCGGCUAUAACGCAACACGCCUUUACGCAUUACGCGCGUAUUACAUGCGAUGCGCGUGAGUCGACUGGCCGGUGCGUGUGUCGGGCUGGCUGGACGAGGCGUGGUAAUCGACGUUAUGUAAUCCGUAUGCUGGCACUUCGUUGGAGAAAGUGCUCAGCGAGCGCUCGUGAAUCGGUAAUGCGGUAAUGUCACGGAAAGACGAGAUAACACCGGUGAGUCCGCGGCAGGUAGUACCUGACCUAAUUUCACUAAUUGGGCCCGGUCGAAUUCGACGUUUCCUCGACAACUUUCAAUGUAGUUUUUUACCUCCUUUUUCAGCAAAUUGGACAACAUAUUAUGUUACGUUAUGCCGAUUACUCGCGUUUAAACAUUUGAGUGCACAUGUCUCUCCCGAAUUAUGUAAUUUCAGGGCUCGUCGUUCGUGAAAACAGCAUCAAUUCCAAUUUGAAAAUGCCGAAUAAUGGAGUUUUUACCGAGUUUGAUGGAUGCUCGCUCGAGUAAUUUUCGAUAAAGAGGAAAAUAGACUUUGCAACACUUUGCGUUUUCAGUAGUUUUAAACAUUGAGAGCUUAAUAAUAAUGACAAUUAGGAAGAAGCAAUAACUACGAAUAAAAAAUGAUUCUGUGAGAAAA